Molecule: messenger RNA, 1245 nt
Organism: Eimeria maxima
Lineage: Eukaryota; Apicomplexa; Conoidasida; Eucoccidiorida; Eimeriidae
Product: 1-deoxy-D-xylulose 5-phosphate synthase, putative
Exons: 10
Coding region: 1-1245 (414 amino acids)
Biological process (GO): terpenoid biosynthetic process
Molecular function (GO): 1-deoxy-D-xylulose-5-phosphate synthase activity
Source: RefSeq, a predicted model, not a curated record
AUGCUAACAGGACGUCGUCAUUUAAUGCAUCGUCUUCGUCAACAAAAGGGUUUAUCUGGAUUCUUAACAAGAAAAGAGUCCAUAUAUGAUUCAUUCGGAGCUGGCCACUCCUCUACUUCAAUAAGUGCUCUUCAGGGGAUGUAUGUUGCACACCGAUUACAAAAAAGAGAUAAGGGUCUCUAUGUUGCUGUCAUUGGAGAUGGAGGUCUAACAGGAGGUAUGGCAUAUGAGGCCCUGAAUGCAUGCGGGUUUUUACGAUCACCAAUCUUAAUUAUAUUAAAUGAUAAUCAGCAAGUCUCUCUUCCUACAGGAACUAAUACUGCAGGAGGGACGGCGCCUGCCAGUGCAGUGUCUCGGCACAUGCGCCGUCUGAAGAAUCGCAUUUCUCUGAUUCAGCAGCAGCAGCAGCAGCAGGAAGAGCAGCAGCAGCAGCAAGAUGUUGCUGCGGUGCAUGCACCUGGGCAAGGGGAGCCAGGAGUUGCCUCCUUUUUUGGGGGUUUAGGGUUUGAGUAUAUGGGCCCUGUUGAUGGCCACGAUGUCCUAAACCUCGUCUCCAUCUUGCAAAAAAUCAAGAGUGAGGGUUUGAAGCGGCCAACGGUAUUACAUUUGAAGACCGAGAAAGGGUUUAUAAUAGACCGUGCAGGUCUAGUAGGGGCAGAUGGGAGUACUCAUCAAGGAUCAUUUGAUUUAUCUUUCUUGGGUAAUCUUCCUAAUUUUACUGUCAUGGCACCUAGUGAUGAAUAUGAACUUCUUCGUAUGCUCAAGACGGUGUACCUGAUGGACUCCGGCCCCUCUGCUCUUCGUUUCCCUCGUAGUCCUUGCUUUGGUCUUGAAACCCUCAACAGCAAGCUAGGGCAUAAUAUAAAGGAGCUCCCCUCUGAUCCUGAACCCUUACCCAUAGGGAAGGGCCGCAUAUUAUUGCAUGCAAACCCUAAUGCUAAAUACAAGGUGGCGCUGCUGUCUAUUGGCACUCUUUUAUUAGAUGCUGUUAAUGCAGCAGCAAUUCUGCAGCAAAUAAAUUCAAUACCUAAGCCAGAGCAUGCAGCAGCAGCAGUAGCAGCAGCAGAAGCAGCAGCAGCAGCAGAAGCAAAUGCUGCAGCAGCAGCUGCUGCUGCUGCUGCUACUGCAUCAGCAACAGCAGCACGCGGAUCCUCCGGUGCAUAUAGUAACUUAGCUACAGGUUUAACACAACCCGUACUGCAGCAGCUGCAGCAACAGCUGCAGCAGCAGCAACUCCAAGCAUAG